This is a messenger RNA of Scatophagus argus, 3509 nucleotides long. RefSeq names its product nectin cell adhesion molecule 3a (gene nectin3a). The record is from RefSeq and is a predicted model, not a curated record. The transcript is spliced from 6 exons. Bases 16 to 1761 code for a protein of 581 amino acids. Gene Ontology annotation, biological process: homophilic cell-cell adhesion; heterophilic cell-cell adhesion. Gene Ontology annotation, cellular component: apical junction complex; adherens junction. Lineage: Eukaryota; Metazoa; Chordata; Actinopteri; Scatophagidae.
CGCGGGUCGGUCGCUAUGGAGAGGAGAACCCCAGGAGCGCGAGCCAGCAGCCAAAGAGAGCAGGGACGAGCAAAGCGCACACAUAGGACAGGAACCAUGGAGGAAAGAUCGUCGCUCAGGAGGACUUUGCCAUCUAACGGAGUGCGACUUUUAACAUCACUUCUCACCUUGUACGGACUUACCUCAGGUGCGAGCAGUAACCAGGUGGUUGUUCAUGACAAAGUGAAUGCUGUGCUGGGGAAGAACAUCACGUUGAGCUGCAGAAUAGAGGUGGACGCCAACCUCAGUCUCACACAGAGCUCAUGGGAACGUCGUCUUCCUUCGGGCACCAUCACCUUGGCAGUAUUCAACCCCGAGUUCGGGAUCUCCAUCUCUCCAGAGUACACCAAAAGAAUCUCGUUUGUUUCCCCCUCUGCAAGAGAUGCUACCAUUACCAUUGGAGGAGCUAGUUUUGCAGAUAUUGGGACCUACAUCUGCAAAGUGGCAACAUUUCCCCUGGGCAACACCCAAGCAUCAACUUAUGUUAACGUAUUAGUGGAGCCGAAGGUCUAUGUGUCCGCCGGCCCCACAGCUCUGCUGGAUGGUGGGAACGAGUCACUGGUCGCCACCUGCAUAGCUGAGCGUGGCCGUCCUGCUGCUGAGGUUUUCUGGGAGACGGAGCUGUAUGGAAGAAGUGAGAGGCAAAGUCAGGAUGAGCCCAACGGCACCAGCACUGUGCGUGUUCACUACAUGUGGCAACCUCAGAGCUACGCCCAGGGCAAGACCCUCACCUGUGUGGUGCGCCACCCAGCCCUGCAAACAGAGUUUCGCAUACCCUACAUACUCAAUGUUCAGUUUGCACCAGUGGUAUCAGUAAUAGGAAUUGACAAAAAUUGGCAUGUGGGUCAAGAAAAUGUGAAGUUCACCUGUGGUGCCAAAGCCAACCCACCUGCCCAUCACUUCACAUGGAUCAGGUUGGAUGGACUGAUGCCCGAGGGUGUUGAGAUCUCAAACAAUAGCUUUGCGUUCACUCGCCCGUUGGAUCGCAAUGACUCUGGUGUAUAUCGCUGUGAGGUGAUAAACGACAUCGGUCUCCGCAGUCACGACGUAAACCUUUGGGUACAAGAUCCACCCCCCACCACGGCCGCCCCCAGCACCACUGCUUCCCUUCCCCACGACACCUCUGGAACUGGCACUGCUGCGGACCAGAAGAAAUCCCCGUUCUCCUCCCCGACACUGGCCUCCUUACCUGAUAGCAGCCUGGGUACUAUAGUUGGUGGUGCUGUGGGUGGAGUUUUAUUCCUGAUACUCUUGCUGAUCCUCGGUGGGGCUUGCUUCAUGCGACAGCGCCGGACCUUCAGAGGAGACUACUACACCAAACAGUACCUGGGACCGUCCGACAUGCAGAAGGAGUCCCAGCUUGACGUGCUGCAGCCACACGAGCUGCAGGAGGUCUAUGGGGACAAGACGAGCAAGGGCAGCCAGGAUCUGAAACCCAAAAUGGGAGGAGACAUCAUUUACCCCGACUACACCCCAGAACGCAAUGACAGGGAUGACUGGGCCGACAGGGGGGAUGCCCACAGGGUCCUGAAGGAAGGAAACUACUACCCAGAUCACUACAACACCCAAAACAUUCACCCCUGCGGGCCUCCUGUGCAUAGUCCCAUUGUGAACAACGGCUCCCCCUACCUACCGGAGGACUGUUAUGAUAACGGUACAGAGAGCGACUACGUGUCCCACUUGGACGGAUCUGUGAUCUCACGCAGGGAGUGGUACGUUUGAGGAAAGGAUCGAAAGAACAAGAGAAACAGACAAAUGACUGACUGAGGAUAAUUUAACAAGUGACAGAUAGAAAUAUCACUAAGGGUUGUGUCAUUUCAGUUUGAGGAUGAAUACAAUUUCUCAGCUCAGUUUCAAAAUGAGCUCUUUGAACAAUACUGCUCUGCCUUGAUUGUAACCACUUAACCUUAAGGACAUGUAUGUGGAUUGUAUUACACUUUUUUGUAGUGUUUCAAGAAGCUGCAAAUGAGCUGGAACGCCUUAGUGACACUAUCAGUGUAGGCUUGAGAGGCUUUGGCAUACAGCGGAGUUUCAACUGAUGUGAAUGAGGUUUUGUAUUGUGCUUGUUUGUGUUUGCACCUGUCUUUAACGCAGGUCACAGGUCAGGUGUUCAGACCCUGGUAAGUCAAGUAUUUAUAUCCCUGACUGACUGAGCUCUGCUCCCAUAAAACCUCACAACUUCUGUGGCAUUUUCAAAAUGGUCUCUCGAUCGCUUACAGUGUUUACAUACACGUGAAAUGUUUGUCAUGGCUGCAAUCAGUAUUUAAAGCAAAUUGUAUUGCAUGAGUUUUAUAAAAGCAAAAUGUGUCAUCACAUGAAAGGGAAAGCUUGUCAGUUCCACAAUGUAAAAGGGAGAAUUGCACUGGUAUUAUUCUGUGCGGAAAAGCAAACUGACUGAUGUAUGUUACUAAAAAAGAAAAGGAAGAAAAAACGCUGCCCCAUAUAACCCUCCGGUUAAGUUCUUUAGUGGCUUGUGCAAACUUUAAAUAUCUUCUAAAUUAUUCAUAAAAUGGAAAGCCUGUUAGCUGACAGUUAAGAUGACAACAGAGAAAAAACGAAAAAAAGGUCAGUCCCUGUGGAAGCACUCUUACUUUUUGCUUCACUUCAGCUUAUUUCUGUUCCUAAAGUUGUUAUGCUUAUGACUUCAGUCCUGGUUGAUUUGCAGUAACAGCAAGUGUGGUUAAAUACUACAGCAACUUUGUCGGAAAUACAAGAAGAGCAACUGGUGCAACCAAACAAGCUGACUAAUAAAGAAGUCGGUCAGUAAUAAUUUCUACUCUUGAUCUAAUAGUUCGUUGCAGCUGAUCCUUCUUGUUUCAUUACUUGCUCUUUGAAAACAAAAAAUGAUCUGCUGAGAAAAAAUGCGAAAAUGGCUGUUGACUUGUUUUGUAGACACAUUUUUGAUGAAUGGUUGUGAGAAAUACAGACUCUGCUACUUCCAAGAGAAACUGAAGAGGUGUAAAGAUAAUUACUGAACACGAAUACAUUGCAGACAAUAUGCUGACCGUCGAUAGUAUCAGAAACUGGGUUUGAUUUUACAAUUUAAAAUACACGCUUAUCGUUAUGGAAAUGUGUUAAUUCAGUCACUGAAAAAGUGAAAAAGCACAACUCUCUUAUUACAGUUGUCAGUACACAUCAAAGGAAGCCAACUGAGCCUUUGCCUUCUCCACUUUGCCAUGAUAACAGGCUGCAUGGCUGUUUUUUCCAUUUUCCCUCUUCUGCAUCCUCUGAUUUCUGUCUGCAAGACUAACACCAAUUGGUCAUUAUAGUUUUUAUUUUAAAACGUGGGUUCAAAGCAAUGUGUAAUAAAUACCAGAUGUGACUAUCACAGCUGUCAUCGUCUGACGUUAUGUGGCUCCAUAAACCACCAACAGUUUCACUGCUCCCGCUCGACACUCCACAGUUAGAGAGUCGUGAUGGUAAAUAAGCAAAAUACUUGUUGAAAAAGAGGUCAGAGAGCUUAGAGAAAA